GGCCAAAUACCUGAGCCUUAUCUUUAUGAAAUCCCAGAACCAGGUGAGCACUUUGAAUAUGUUGUAGUUGAUCAUUGUGACAAGAAAACAACAAGUGCUAAAGGGGAUUUUAUGGAAUACCUGGACGUAGUAAAGAGAUUCAACAAAAAAAUCGAUCUAGCUAUCAUCUGA
Racocetra fulgida is the source of this 171-nucleotide messenger RNA. NCBI's taxonomy places the organism in Eukaryota, Fungi, Glomeromycota, Glomeromycetes, Diversisporales, Gigasporaceae. The record is from the annotation of a GenBank genome assembly.